AUGAUAAUUCAAAACCUAGUUGAAGAUUUUUACCGUCAGCUAGAUUUAACGAAACCAGUUCUCAUAUUAUGCGGAAUCGAUGUGGAUGCCAUGGCGGCCACGCGCAUCCUGAUGGCCAUGUUUCAAGCAGACCUUAUUCAAUAUAGACUCAAGCCAGUAAACACGAGACAAGCCCUGUGCCAAGCAAUUUACGAUGAGAAGGCGAAGAUCGAGCAAUUUGUGCUUCUCAACGUAGGCUCCACUGUAGAAUUUUUCAAUGUCGACCCAGAUGGAUUCGAAUUCACCUCAGAAGAUCAGAAACCGCUCUUUGGGGACGAUGACAACCUCACUUUUGUUUUUUCCGACCUCUCGAUGUCCAGUAGAAUUUUUGUACAUGUAGCUGAAGACGAAAUCGAAAAUAUUCCCCUCCACGAAGACGUUUUCUCGUCCGACUCUGAAGAUGAAAGUGGAGACGAAGAUAAUCUGAUGGAACGCAUGGCUCGCAGGACGGAGAAAGCCCAGCGUAGUGAAGCCAGACACGCACGAGUUGCGGAAUACGAAGAGUACACAUUUUGCGGCCCAAGUACGGCAAUAACAGUAUUCGAUCUUGCACAAAAACUUUCAAAAGACACAAUCGCUUCCUUGUGGUGGGGAAUCGUCGGAAUCACGGAUCAGUAUGUCUCUGGCCGUGUUCGACCUGAACAGUAUAAAACUAAUGUAUAUAAAUAUAUGCUUCAUCAGCAUACACAAAGACUUCAAUCAAAAGCUGACGCAAAUAAUCGCGCUCAACUCCUGUUAGAACCACUGGAAGAUCUUCAACUUCCUCUUUACAGACAUUGGAACGUCAGCGAGGCCCUUACUCAUUCACUCCCAGUUGCGUCAGCCAUUAAAGUUUGGACCGGUUCCGGAACCCGCAAAAUAAAAGAACUCGUUGCUCAAAUUGGCCUUCCACUCACCCAAGCGGGAGAAAAGUAUCACUACAUGGAGGAGCGCUUCAAAACCGACUUUCCAAAGCAACUAGAGCAGAAAGCGCCGAAUUUUGGAAUCAAGAAUCUCAAAGUGACAGCGUUCACGGCUCAGCGAGGAUUUGGUUAUAAAUAUACUGCUGCUGAUACGGCCAUUGCGAUAAAUGCUCUAUUAGAAUUGACAAGUGGAGACGAUUUAGUCAAAAACUUCGAAGAAGCUUUGGAAGCGCUUAGAACAGAGCAACCGACAAUGUGCCGCAUGCAAGACGGAAUCGAACUCGCCAAGGGCCAGCUGCGCGCUAUUCUAAACACGAUAAACUCACAGAUAGAAACGAAUAAUAUAAUCAACGCUGGACCGUUUUUGUACAUGAACAUGAAAGAAAGCCCAGACAAUCACAUGUUCGCCCAUCCUGUCAGUAUACGACUUCUCUCUGCGUAUCUUCUCCACUCAUUCUGCCGAUCCCAGCCAAAACAGCGUCGUGAGAAAAUCCGAGCUCUUCCCCUGGUUCUUGCGGCUCCUCGUGGAGAAACAGCUCCUGGGAAAAAGCUUGUUUGCGGCUGCCCACCACUUGGCUCUACCUCAAAUAAAAACCCCUUCGGAAAGGCAUUCAAAGAAGCUGGCGCUCGCUCACAGGCACGAAUCGACUACCAGUUUAUGGACGAUAGCUUACUCCAAAUCGACACGGACGAUUUUCUCAAGUUCAUGGAAGCCCUCGUUGUAGAACUCUCGAUGAACGACUAA
Molecule: messenger RNA, 1686 nt
Organism: Oikopleura dioica
Lineage: Eukaryota; Metazoa; Chordata; Appendicularia; Copelata; Oikopleuridae
Source: the annotation of a GenBank genome assembly